Messenger RNA from Pieris macdunnoughi, 1485 nucleotides. The record is from the annotation of a GenBank genome assembly. NCBI's taxonomy places the organism in Eukaryota, Metazoa, Arthropoda, Insecta, Lepidoptera, Pieridae.
AUGUUUAAAUUAAUUUGGCAGUGCUUGUACUCUCCUCGUCUUUAUAAAAUUUAUGGAGACGGCGAAAAGGAUGCUAUGUACCAACCAAAACGUUUGGAAAAGUAUGGAGAUAAAAUUAUUACAAUUGCACAGAAUAUAAUCACUAUUGUCAGCUAUGCUUCUCCAUUUAUAUGCACUUAUAUUUAUAGAAGAGGUUUCUUUUCAUGGGAUGAAACAACAUUUUUAACUAAAAUUAUGUGUGGCGUUAGUUGUUUUAUUUUGUUUUCUUUUCUUGUGAGAGCAGUGGGUCGAGCAUAUAACUCUAAAUAUACUGAUUUUCUAUUUGUGAUUCAACAACCAAAAGCAAACACUAAAGAAUUUAUGAACCACAUCAGGAAAUAUGAUUUUGAAUUUACAUCUUGGCCAGUGACUUUUGCUAUGCCUGCAACAACAAGCAAAUCCUGGUUUGAAAACAUUCCAUUUAAUAAGAGUUCCAAUGAAAACUUGCCAAUUUAUCAGAGAAUCCCCUUACAAAUACUGGCAUUCAUUUCUGUACACACCUUCGCCAUGCGCAUAAUUUAUCCUGGAACUUUAACUCUCAUACAAAAUUUAUUGUGGAAUCCAUUAAUGGAAGGCCGUACACAAUUGGUGGAAACGUUCCAUGGUAAAAGGGCAAAAUUACUAACAUCAGAUGCCAAUUCUAUAGAUACUAUAUUUGUAGACAAUCGAGCACAUUCAAAUGGCAAUAUAUUGGUAAUUUGUUGUGAAGGAAAUUCUGGAUUUUAUGAAAUCGGGAUGGUAACUACCCCGAUAAAGGCAGGUUUUUCAGCUCUUGGAUGGAACCAUCCCGGUUUUGCAGGAAGUACUGGUAUUCCAUUUCCGAAACAAGAACAAAAUUCUAUAAUCGCCGUAAUUCAGUAUGCCAUUGAAGAACUCAACUUUCCAAUCGAAAAUAUUGUAUUGUAUGGGUGGAGUAUUGGUGGUUAUACUGCAGCUUGGGCUGCAGCUAACUACCCUGAUAUCAGCGCUUUGAUUUUGGAUGCUACAUUUGAUGACUUGCUGCCCCUAGCUCAAAACCAAAUGCCUAGAUCAUGGUCUUUGUUAGUAAAGGAAGUUAUACGUAGUUAUGUUGACUUGAAUGUUGGUGAAUUACUGGCACAAUACAAAGGUCCGGUGCAACUUAUUCGGCGCACUGAAGACGAAGUCAUUUGCUUAAGACAAGGCCAACUGCAGACAAACUGCGGAAAUUCUCUACUAAUUACUCUUCUUAAGUCCCGGCACCCAAGGUUUAAUGAAAGUGACGAAUUACAAGAAGCUAUACUGUCUUAUGUUGGAAUGAGUGAAAUGCAACGUAGCAAUAUAAACAAAGAUACAUUAACAGAAGUCAAACGACAAGCCCUUCAAUUGAUUAUUAAAUAUAUGAGAGAUUUCCAAUCAAAUCAUUGUGCACCUCUACCAGAGAACACAUUUGCUGAUAUUAUGAAAUAUUUUUAUUUAAAGAACUAG